CGUCGCACCAAUGCCUGGUACCCGGCAGAUUCUGGGACACAAAGACGGAGCUGUGGUGGCCAAUCCUUUUUUAGUACUUAGAUACUCAACCAGAUUACGGUUUCCGUCACAAUGAAAAUUCCCAUAGUUGUUUGCACAUAUAAUAAGUUGGUUUCCCCGCAAAAAAAAAAUUUACAUAUAAAAAACCCCACAACUCACUUUUUUUUGACCUGGCACAAAGCUUUGAUGGUUACUGCACACAAGAAAUCCGGGGAUAUUGAUUAUUCCGUCGUUGAUCCAAAUAACAAAUGGAAAAUCCUAAGGCAUCACUGGAGAUAUGCCUUAUGGGCUCUUUGGACAGCCAUGGGUUCCAUGAUGCAAGGCUUUGACUACACCGUGGGUGGUCAACUAUUGGCCAUGCCAGCUUUCAAGCAGCAAUUUGGUACGCUGGUUGACGGAGAUUACAUCAUCAGAGCAUCUAUCAUCUCCGCAUGGUCUGUGUUAGGUUUGGGCCUUGACCUUAUUACUGCUAUUAUCAUCACCCCUAUCAUCGACCGUUGGGGCCGCAAGCCUUUCAUUGCCGUGGCUGCUCUCAUCUCCACUGGUGCUGUUAUCAUUCAACAAUUAUCUACGGAAUGGAGGCUCCAAUUAGUUGGUCGUGGUCUCAACGGUGUUGCCAUCGGUAUCAUGUUCACCAUUUCUCCACUCUGGAUUGGAGAGACCUGUCGACCGGAACUUCGAGGAUUUUUCCUUUGCUGUUUCAAUUCAAGUAUCGUCCUGGGACAGUUUCUAAUGGUUGUCAUCAGUGAAGGCUCCAGUCACAUCAACGGAAAAUGGAGCUACCUUACGCCUUUUGUCACAGAAUAUUUCUUUCCGGCAUUGUACCUGGCAUUUUUUAUUUGGUUUCCUGAAUCCCCCUAUUGGCUGGUCAAGAUGGGAGAUAACGAGAAGGCCUUGAGAUCAUUGCAUAGAAUGUACGGUAUUGAUGAUGAUGAAUUCUAUCAAUUCGAGCUCAAACGUCUGCAGGCGGAUGUGGUGUCUUCCGAUGAAACCCAAGGAUCCUCUUCAAAGAACGCCACUUCCAUUUGGUCGCAAACAGCCAUGCUUGAGUGCUUCAAGGGCAAGAACUUGAAGCGAACGAUGACUUCUAUUGUCGUCACUAGUACCCAACAACUUGUUGGUGCAUCCUUCGUCACAGGCUAUGUCACGUACUUCUUGCAACUCAUCGGCAUCAGCCAGUCCUUCCUGGUCUCGGUGGUCCUCUUUGUUUUCAUGCUGAUGUCCACACUUGCCUCAUUCCCGCUUGUAGAAAUUGUUGGAAGACGAACCAUGAUUGUCCCUGCUGUUUUUGUCUUGGCACUUAUCAAUUUGCUCAUUGGAAUAAUGGGAUGCAUCAGCAACACUGUAGCUGCAGGAUGGGCUAUCCUUGUUCUCAUUUUCCUUUGGGCCAUCAUCUACCAGUGCUCCAUUGGGGCCGUUGGUUUCGUACUUGCAUCCGAAAUUGCUACGUUACAUCUUCGUGCUGCCACUCAAGGUCUUGUCACCGUCAGCAACUGCGUUUGGGGUCUGGUUUUCCAGUUCACCGUCCCAUACAUGAUUAAUCCGGACGCCGGCAAUCUUGGAGGCAAAACAGGAUUUAUCUUCUUCGGAUGUGCUCUUCUUGCCAGUAUCGCAUGCUAUUUCCUCGUUCCAGAAACAAAAGGAAUGUCAUUCGAGAUGCUGGACGACCUGUAUGCCAACAAUGUCAAGCCCUGGAACUUUAAAAAGGUUGCGGCUGAAAAAAGUGCGCUACGCAACGAUACCGAGAGCCAGAGCAGAGGUUCCUUAUGUCGUGACACUGGCCUUGGAAAGGUGGAAGUGCAAGAGAUUGAGAUGAAGUCUCCAAGCGUCGAUGAAAAACCAUCGAACUAGUAUAAGUAAUAACCCUCAGUCAAGAAGUGGUUUACGUGGAGAAAACCAGUCCAUGCCAGUGAUUUUUUGACAUUCCUUGCUACAAGGCAAUGUGAUGGCCAUGUCAAUUCUUGAAAUAAAUG
This is a messenger RNA of Umbelopsis ramanniana AG, 2012 nucleotides long. RefSeq lists its product as uncharacterized. The record is from RefSeq and is a predicted model, not a curated record. Gene Ontology annotation, molecular function: carbohydrate:proton symporter activity. The transcript has a single exon. Gene Ontology annotation, cellular component: membrane. Bases 112 to 1890 code for a protein of 592 amino acids. NCBI's taxonomy places the organism in Eukaryota, Fungi, Mucoromycota, Umbelopsidomycetes, Umbelopsidales, Umbelopsidaceae. Gene Ontology annotation, biological process: transmembrane transport; carbohydrate transport.